This is a messenger RNA of Alternaria postmessia, 2418 nucleotides long. RefSeq lists its product as uncharacterized. The transcript is spliced from 2 exons. The record is from RefSeq and is a predicted model, not a curated record. NCBI's taxonomy places the organism in Eukaryota, Fungi, Ascomycota, Dothideomycetes, Pleosporales, Pleosporaceae. Bases 1 to 2418 code for a protein of 805 amino acids.
AUGCCCAUAUUUCAUGAUCCCCAUGAUAGUCCGCCGACAUCGUCAUUCUUGCCUCAGGCAUCGGUCACGGGGUUUCAGAGAGCAGACACUUCGGGAUUCGCUGUAGAGAGAAGUCUGGAAUCCGACAUGCAAUCAGAACCACCGAAAAUCGACAUAUCCCUGGAUAGGGACCCUGAGUCCCCUAGUCAAACGCGCAAGCCAUUUAUGUUCGGACGGAAGGAGUGGAUCGAGAGGAUCAAGAGGACGAAUAGCCCAUCGUGGCUGCAGCGGCAGGGUGGCGAAGUCAUGACUGAAUGCGAUGCCUCCACCCGACCGACAUCGCAAGACCGUCCGGACACACCUCUAGUCUCAUCCACCGAGCCGCAAACCUCACGAAUCUCUACCCCGGAACACCUUCGAGAUCCUGCAGCCGUCGGCCUGGAUAUCGAACGCCCGCGAUCCGCGUUACACUCCGGAGACUUCAGAGAGAAGAGAGCAGGAGCAACAUCUGAGAAUGAUCAUUCGUCUUCAGGCUUCCUAGCAACUUCGCCAGUUGUCCCUUGGAAUCGCUCAUUCCCAACCUCAGCCUUUGCCCCACAACACAAAGACGUCUCGUAUCCGGGAUCGCGCACCGAUGACAAUCGUACAGCUGCACGAGCACGGGCGAUAUCGCAGUCAUCACAGUCACCGUUUAGUUCGUUCGCCUUCCUACCACCCACAAGCCCGCUUGUCCAGCAGGCAAAUAACACAGACUUGGACUUCUCCUCAACCCCAAGCUCGCGGCAGGGAUCUCGAAGUCCUGACAGAGACCAUCGCCGACAUACAUACUCUCCUGCAUCCUUUGAUGAUUACAAGCCCACCCAGAUGGCCCGAUCUGCGACCGGCACUCCAGCUGCUCGGCAUCUACGACAUAGUAGUUCGAUACCAUACCAGGCGCAUCAACCUCGACGAUCGAUGACGUUCAAUCAGUCUGAGCCUCAUUCUCAUUCGCAAACGCCGUUCCUCCAUGCACGGCGCCCCUCCUUCUCGUCGGAGGCAUCUCCAUUGCAGCACGCUCCCAUGGUUGGGUCCUACGAGGAGUCGAUACUACGGGGGCGCAUGUCUACUACACCAUCACGGCCUCUCGACUUCGUCGCUAAAAUUGGAGUACUUGGCAGAGGGCAAUGCAAAUCAAGCCUCAAAUGUCCACCUCAUGUCACGGUACCCUUUCCAGCAGUCUUCUACAGCUAUAAUACAGGCAACGGUAGGAUUUCGGAUAAUGAGCCGAGUCCCUAUGUUGGGCAUAUUGAUCUAGAAAAUUCAUUGCCACCGCCAGAUGAAAGCAGUGAGAGUGGUAGACGUAAGCGACGACAUGUUGUACCUGCCCCUGAUCAAGACGAUCUCGAUUUCAGGAUAAACCUUGGAGAAGAGGAGAAUGGUCAAGGUGCAAGAGGGGACCUUCGUCGGAAAGAGAAGAAAAAGCGACGAUCGACGUCACCCAAGGCGCCUCCCGGGGGCUCUUAUCGUAUUCCGCCACAAGGUCAGCUCCAGAUCGUGUUAAAGAAUCCAAACAAGACAGCAGUCAAGCUUUUCCUAGUUCCGUAUGAUUUGUCGGAUAUGGAACCUGGCCAGAAAACUUUCAUUAGACAACGUAGCUACUCUGCAGGGCCUAUUAUCGAUAUGCCCGCAUCAUCACGAAAGAAUCUGGGCACCGACCGUCCAGAAGCUGCUCUCAGCAAUUCAGAUGACCCAAACGACCGGCCAAUUCUGCGUUACCUAAUCCACCUACACAUAUGUUGUCCUUCAAAAGGUCGCUACUAUCUGUACAAAAGCAUACGAGUCGUUUUUGCGAAUCGAGUACCGGACGGUAAAGAAAAACUCCGAAACGAGAUCCAGCAACCGGAGCCCAGAUAUAGCACGUACAAACCGACGCGAGAAGCACCGUCAUUGCAAAAGGCACAGUCAACCGGAGCCCAGCUUACCACGGACCGGGCUUUCCGUCGGCGCAGCGCUGGAUGGCCACUCUCGCAGUCUCAGCAAGCAUACGGACAGCUGGAUGGCCUGAAGCAACACACACCACUUCCUCCCCCAGCUGUCAAGUUCACCGGUGGCACCACCAAUUCCUCAGCAUCGAGCGGCUUCAGCUCGCCUGUACCAGAAUUGCAACCCAUACCUUUUAGCCUUGGUCGCCUUGCUGCGAUCGAUUCGCGGCCUGUUUCCCGUGACCGCAUGGAUGUUGAUCCGAAGAGCCCAUUCAGAACGCCUAUAACAUCACCGCGAGCUGGCGUAAGUAGUUUGAACAAUCAGAGCGACGGUACCUUUGAGAAACUGAGCAAAGGCGAUGUCGGCUAUGGCGGGAAUGCAUUCUCGCCACUUGGUAGCCCCUCUGGUCCGCCCAACGCAGGUCUCCUGUCGCAGCGACUCCGCGGUUUAGAUGUCCAGCGCAACGAGGAAGAGUAA